Messenger RNA from Marmota flaviventris (yellow-bellied marmot), 2559 nucleotides. It is a transcript of the gene Mcmdc2, whose product is annotated as minichromosome maintenance domain containing 2. Lineage: Eukaryota; Metazoa; Chordata; Mammalia; Rodentia; Sciuridae. Gene Ontology annotation, biological process: double-strand break repair via break-induced replication. Gene Ontology annotation, cellular component: nucleus. Gene Ontology annotation, molecular function: ATP binding; single-stranded DNA helicase activity; DNA binding. The record is from RefSeq and is a predicted model, not a curated record.
UCUAGGUGUUCUCAUCUUUUCUAUGAGUUUGACCCAUCUAUAAUGAUUAUCGGCAGCUAGUAGUUUAAUCAUUAAGUAGUAGAGAAGAAAUAUUAAUUAGGAGAAAAUGUCAAAUCUAAAAAUGAAAGAGGCAGCCCUUAUCUAUCUUGACAGAAGUGGAGGUCUCCAAAAGUUUAUAGAUGAUUGCAAGUACUACAAUGAUUCAAAACAAAGUUAUGCUGUCUAUCGAUUCAAUAUUUUAAUAAAUCCUUCUGAUGUUGUUGAAUUAUAUGCUGAACUUGGAAAUCAUAUUUUACACCAUCCUUUAAAAGCUGCUCAAGUUUUUCAAUCAGUCUGUUUUAUUGCUGUUAAGACUCUCUCAUUAAUUGGACAAUUACAGACUGAAACUCAAAUUAACAUAGUGCUGAAAUUAACACACUUACCUUCUCUGCCAAGUUAUUGUCUUGAUCUUUGUGAGUUUCCACUUGAUUAUACAUCUCAGAGAUUUUAUAUAAUGCAAGGAAUUGUGAUUGCAAUAACAACUGUAACCAAGUAUACUCAAGGUGCAAGAUUCCUUUGUUCAGAUGAAGCAUGUCCUUUUUCAAAAGGAUUUCAAUAUGUAAGAGUACAUGUGCCUGGAGCUACAGAAUCUGCAACAAUAAGAAAUGACUUUUUGUGCAAUUUGUGUUCAUCUUCACUCCAAGAAGACAGAAAAUUUAGAGUACUUGGUGAUAAACAGAUAGUUGAAAUAAUUGCCACAGAAGCACUUCAUGCUUUUCAAGGAUAUUCUAAAAACCAGCCAUUUAGGUUUCAAUCUCUUACAAUUUUUCUAAGAGAUGAAUUAGUGAAUAAAAUGAACAUAGGAAAUGAAUAUAAAAUUAUUGGAAUUCCAACCUGUGUCAAAACCUCACAAACUGCUGUCUGUAUAGAGGCAAAUAGCAUCACUCUUUGCAAUCUAAAAGUUCCUUCAGGAAUUAGUGACAACUUCAGAUGCCUCCUCUCCUUGACUUCUAGCUCAUGCUGGAAGUUUACAGCAAUACUUGCCAAUAUCUUUGCAUCACACAUUGUUCCUCCUGGGACUUACAAUUUACUCAAACUCUGUUUGUUGAUGAGUCUAGUACAGACAAGUGACCGUAAUAAGGAAUCAGAAGAUUGCCUGGAUAUUUUAAUUAUAACAAGUGAUACUCUACUUAUAGACAGGCUUUUGAAUUUUAGCAUAAAUCUUUUUCCCCAUGGUAUACGCCAUCCAGUCUCUACUGAAAUUUUUCCUACUCUAUCCAGAAAUAAAUAUGGAACUGGAGCAGUUAGCAUUCAAGCUGGCAGUGCUUUGUUAGCUAAAGAUGGUAUCUGCUUUAUAGGAGACUUAUCUUCACACAAAAAAGAUAAACUUGAACAACUUCAAUCAGUUCUGGAGAGCAGAAGCAUUACAGUAUACAUCCCAGGAAAGAAGUUUGGGGAUGAUAUUGAUCAACAAAUGACUUUUCCAGUUCAGUGCAGUUUUUGGUCUUUUGUUGAUACGGAUUCAUCUUCAAGGAGAAAUACACAGAAAAACAACACUCUAAUUGGUCAGAUGGAUUGCAGCUUGAUUCCAGCUAACCUUGUAGAGACAUUCGGAUUACUGAUUAACUGCAAUGAAUCAUCUCCUUGCCACCCACAUUUUCCUACUGUGCAACAUACUUUAAAGAAAGCUAUUGAUCCUGAAGGGCUAUUUUAUUUUGCUUCUAAACAGUUCACAACUGAAGAUUUUGAAAAGCUACUGGCUUUUGCAAAGAAUUUGGAUGUAGAAUUCAGCUUGGAGGCAGAAAGAAUGAUUCAUGGCUAUUAUCUAGCCAGUCGCAGAAUCAGAACAGAUUUUAUAUAUGGAUCAAAACUGUCAGCAUCUGCAUUAAAAUAUUUAGUUUCCUUAUCUGAAGCCCAUGCACGACUGAAUUUAAGGAAUAAAGUGCUCAAAGAAGAUGUACUAAUUGCAGCUUUAUUAUUUGAAACAUCUCUCACAUUGAAAUAUGGGGCCACUGUAUUUUGUGUUGCUCCAAAUGCAGUAUUUCCCUUUGAACUGUACAAUGAAGAGUACUUACAACAAAGGGAUCUCUAUCUGACUCAGUGCCAGAAACAGCUCCAACAGUUUAUUGCCACAUACGGACCUGGAACAGCUGUUUUCACUAACGAUGAAUAAGCAAUUUGAGAAAAAUUUCCUUUUGAUUUCAACUUCAGCAAUGGGAAAGUGUAUUCGAGUAACUUUAAAGCAAUGCUUCAGAUAGUACUGUAUACAGGAGUACAUCAGAAUGCCAUUUAAAAAACAAAUCAUGGUCCCCACAAAAAUCAACUGCUACUGGGAUAUACACUAAUCCAAACUUCUAAAACAAAUUACCAUAAUUUCAAAUUUUAGGAGAGAAAUAUGGAUGAUUAAGAUGAUGAAGUCACCAAAGAGAAUCCUAAGUUUCUGGUUAGCCCAGAGUAUGUGAUAAAAAAAAAUAAGGACCUUACAAUGUGAAAAAUGGUUAACAUGGAAUUCACUCUAUUUGUCAUAAGAUGGCAAUAACCCUAUUUACAAAAUUUUUUAAAAAUAUUUUUUUAGUUGUA